This is a messenger RNA of Molossus molossus (Pallas's mastiff bat), 806 nucleotides long. It is a transcript of the gene RAB22A, whose product is annotated as RAB22A, member RAS oncogene family. The transcript has 7 exons. The record is from RefSeq and is a predicted model, not a curated record. Gene Ontology annotation, molecular function: GTPase activity; GTP binding. Lineage: Eukaryota; Metazoa; Chordata; Mammalia; Chiroptera; Molossidae. Bases 298 to 780 code for a protein of 160 amino acids.
GGCACAUCACUGCAGUCCCACUUCCACCUGACAUCACCGCCUCCCUGGCUCCGACUACUCCUGGUUCCUCUUAUGUGGACCCUUGUGAUUACAUUGGGCUCACCUGGAUAAUCCAGGCUCCUUACUCCGCACAAGAUUCUUAGCCUAAUAACAUCUGCAAGUUCACUUUUACCGUGGAAGUAGGAGGUGGUGAUGAUGUUUGUACAGCUAAGCUGAAGUCAAUCUGAUUUAGAAUAUGCUGUCCUCAACAAAUAAAGACGCGAAGCUGUAGGAAGGAAUUCAUUCAGGGCAUCCUUUAUGACCAAGACUGUCCAGUACCAAAAUGAGCUACAUAAAUUCCUAAUCUGGGAUACAGCUGGACAAGAACGAUUCCGUGCCUUAGCACCCAUGUACUACCGAGGGUCGGCUGCAGCGAUCAUUGUUUACGAUAUCACAAAAGAAUUGCUCUCCUCUCGUGUAUUACAGGAGACAUUCUCAACAUUAAAGAAUUGGGUGAAAGAGCUGCGACAGCACGGCCCGCCUAAUAUCGUGGUUGCCAUUGCAGGAAAUAAGUGUGAUCUUAUCGAUGUGAGAGAAGUAAUGGAGAGAGAUGCUAAGGACUACGCUGACUCCAUCCAUGCGAUUUUUGUAGAGACCAGUGCAAAAAAUGCGAUAAACAUCAAUGAACUCUUUAUAGAAAUUAGUAGAAGAAUUCCAUCCACUGACACCAACCCGCCAUGUGGCGGGAAGGGCUUCAAACUCCGGAGACAGCCUUCAGAGCCCAAGCGAAGCUGCUGUUGACCGGGCCUUGGCCUCUCCGACUCUGU